This is a messenger RNA of Dibothriocephalus latus, 309 nucleotides long. Lineage: Eukaryota; Metazoa; Platyhelminthes; Cestoda; Diphyllobothriidea; Diphyllobothriidae. The record is from the annotation of a GenBank genome assembly.
AUGCGUGCUGGGGCCAAGUUUCCCACGACCCUUGGCGCCUACGACACGGUUACGCCAAUCGAGGCUUCCUCCAACCCGCGCGUCUCCGACGCCCUCGGUUUUCCCACCCAGUGCUUCAGGGCCUGGUCUCCGCGCCUGGCUUCACCCGUCCUGCUUCGCCGUGUCAUUCUACCCAAAACGGCACCACCGCUUCCCAACGAGGCCUACUACCUGGCUAAACAAAUAUGCGAUCUCGAGCACCCCAGUGUCGUUCAUCUGCGGGAUGUCUUCCCCACAAAUGACUUCUCUGACAAUUGUAUGUGCCUCUGA